AUGACCCUUUCUGAUCCCGCUUUCCCUUCUUCUGCCGCUUUCGACGUCCUUGCUAAGGGCAUGGAGGACGCUGCUCUCAAGCAGAAGUACAUCAAGCAGGCCAACGUCCUGGUUCAGUUCGACAUCAAGAACAAGGAUGGUAAGACCGCUUCCUGGUACCUUGAUGCCAAGAACAAGGGUGAGGUUGGCAAGGGCAAGGCCCCCAGCAAGGCCGACAUCACUCUUAUCAUUGGCGACGCCGACAUGCACCAGCUUUUCGAGGGCAAGGCUAACCCCCAGAAGCUUUUCAUGUCUGGCAAGCUCAAGGUCAAGGGCAACGUUAUGAAGGCUGCUGCCCUUGAGCCCGUUCUCAAGGCUGCCCGCACUGAGGCCAAGCUCUAA
Wickerhamiella sorbophila is the source of this 381-nucleotide messenger RNA. Its product is annotated as Fatty acid-binding protein. Bases 1 to 381 code for a protein of 126 amino acids. Lineage: Eukaryota; Fungi; Ascomycota; Dipodascomycetes; Dipodascales; Trichomonascaceae. The record is from RefSeq and is a predicted model, not a curated record. Gene Ontology annotation, cellular component: cytosol. The transcript has a single exon.